GGAACCUGUACAAACUCAAGAACUGGCUCUUCAUCUGCAAACUUUGCAAACUCAGACAACAAAACACUAGGAGCAAAUCAAAGUGAGAGACUCUUUCGAGUGCAAUCGGUCACUCAAGGUCGUUCUGCGUGAACUGGUACAAGAUGGCGGCCGAAUUUACGAGUUUAGAAAGUUGUUUGGAGAAACACCUUCCACCAAAGGAACUGGAAGAAGUGAAAAGGAUUUUGUAUGGAAAACCAGUCAGUAAAUUGGAGCUACCUGAGGCAGCAUUGAAAUUGGCAGAGGAAGGAAAUUUUGAACUGGCAGGAUACAAGUUUGAGGUCAAGGAAGAGCAACUACGCAGGCCUCGUAUUGUGAGAAUUGGAGCUGUUCAGAAUAAAAUAGUGUUACCCACAUCUGCCCCGUUGGCAAACCAGCUGUCAGCUCUCCAUGCAAGAAUAAAAGAAAUCACAGAGACUGCAGCCCUGUGUGGAGUUAAUGUAAUCUGUUUUCAAGAAUGUUGGACCAUGCCAUUUGCUUUUUGUACACGUGAAAAGCAUCCAUGGACAGAGUUUGCUGAGUCAGCAGAAGAUGGCCCCACUGUUAAACUUUGUCAGGAGCUUGCAAAACAGCACAACAUGGUCAUUGUUUCUUCAAUUCUGGAGAGAGACGGUGUUCACCAGGACAAAAUAUACAACACCACAGUUAUAAUUUCCAACAAUGGUUCUGUCUUGGGAAAAACAAGAAAAAAUCACAUUCCUAGAAUUGGAGAUUUCAAUGAGUCAACUUAUUAUAUGGAGGGAGACACAGGGCACCCAGUGUUUCAGACACAAUUUGGUCGAAUUGCUGUGAACAUUUGUUAUGGCAGACAUCAUCCCCUGAACUGGCUGAUGUAUGGAGUAAACGGUGCUGAGAUUUGCUUUAAUCCUUCAGCAACUGUGGGUGCUCUUAGUGAACCAAUGUGGCCCAUUGAGGCACGUUGUGCAUCCAUUGCUAAUACCUAUUUCACAGUGGCAAUAAACAGGAUUGGCACUGAAGUCUUUGAAAAUGAGUUUACAUCUGGAGAUGGCAAACCAGCUCACAAGGAUUUUGGACACUUUUAUGGUUCCUCUUACGUUGCUGCACCAGAUGGAAGUCGCACUCCAGGAUUAUCAAGAGUUAAUGAUGGUCUACUCGUGACCGAGGUGGAUUUGAACCUUUGUAGACAAGUCAAAGACAAGUGGUGCUUUCAGAUGACAUCCCGCCUGGAUAUGUAUGCCAAGUCUUUGACUGAGGCUAUAAAACCAGACUACAAACAACAGAUAAUUCACGAUGAAGCUUGAACAAGACAAGGACUCCACGGCGUGCAGUGAUUUUGUACCCAGAAAAGAAUUAAGUCACUAAUUUAAUAGUAUAGACCGCAUUGAAAUUUACUCUACGUCGUUUGUUUGGUUCGUGCGCGUGAUUCUUGGAAAACGAAGGUAGUAACAAUCGAUAAGUAAAGAUGAAACAAAUUUUCCUCGCUACUGUGAAGGAAAAUGAAAAUCAACGAGUAGUUGGAAUAAAUUUAAAAUUCACAAGAGUACGCUGAAAGUAAACCAUAGGUCUGUAGAGUGUAAAAUAGGCAAUCAUUUUUUAAUAAAAGUAGUUCAAUUGCA
Molecule: messenger RNA, 1616 nt
Organism: Orbicella faveolata
Lineage: Eukaryota; Metazoa; Cnidaria; Anthozoa; Scleractinia; Merulinidae
Product: beta-ureidopropionase-like
Molecular function (GO): beta-ureidopropionase activity
Source: RefSeq, a predicted model, not a curated record